AUGGUAAGCGCUCAGUUGGACGGUUUAAUUAUAAUCGACGAGGCUGGGCGACCGAUCGUUCAGUCCAAUUUCCGCAACUCAUCUCCAUCCUAUGCGCUCGCCCACGUAGACGCUUUCAAUCAUGCUCUCAUGAAAGCCUUAUCUCAGGGAGCGCAGUCCAGUUUGGAUCCCGUCCUUCACUUCAAUAUACCGGCCUCUGCUGACAGGACCUCUUCGGUAUUGUGUCAUGUCGAGCGAAACGGUCUCUGGUUCCUUUGUCCCGUUAGUGUGGAAGUUGACCCGAUUUUCGUCUUCUCAUUCAUCGACACGUUCAUACAAACACUUAUCGAAUAUCUCGGCGAUAUUUCAUCGUCACUCAUCAAAGAUCACUUCGACGUGGUGUAUCAGCUUCUAGAAGAAAUGCUCGAUGACGGCAUCCCACUAACGACCGAAACAAAUACCUUGAGAGAUAUCGUCCUCCCACCAUCACUCCUUAACAAGAUGCUCUCAGUAGCCGGUGUAGUGGGCUUACCAACAGCAACCCCCGCUCCAUUCUCGUCUCCAAUCCCGUGGCGUAAGAAAGGACUGCGGUAUAACAAUAACGAAAUAUUCUUUGAUAUAGACGAGAGCAUUGAAGCGAUCAUGUCCAGCUCAGGCAAGAUAGUGGCAAGUUCAUUGUGGGGGAAGAUAAGAUGCGAUGCCAAGCUCUCUGGAACUCCAGAUUUGCUCAUGAUAAUGGCCAACACAAAAGCCAUAUCCACGCCAUCCUUCCACCCUUGCGUGCGCUUACAGCGAUGGGCUGACAAGAAAGAACUUUCAUUUGUUCCACCUGACGGCCGAUUUAUCUUGAUGGAGUACAGUGCUCAAACUCCGACAGUCGUCGUGGCCCCUGUCGUUCCCUUGCACAUAAAGACUUCCGUACAAAUUUAUCAAGGCGGAGGGUCCAUUGAAAUCGUAGCUACCUCUAAACUGCCCGCCAUCAGGCCCCUGGAGUCAGUCGUUAUCACACUGUAUCUUGGCCCUUCGGCGGGUUCUACGAACUUCACAGUUACCUCUGCCCCCGCUCUUGGGCGUGGUGGUAUUCCUACUGGCCCAGCCGACAAGGAUGGCUCUUGGGGGUUUGAGCCUCAGAAACAAACUCUGCGAUGGGAGAUACCAGAAUUAACGCCUACUCUGCGUACCUUAAAAGGGACAUUUGCAACUACCGACUCUCAGGUGCCUCGAAUUGCCCGAUCAAUCAACGUGUCCUUCAAUUUUCCUCCAGGGACCCCACUCUCAGGACUCAAGAUUGAACAGAUGAAGGUAACACAGGAAGCAUAUAAGGCAUAUAAAGGCGUAAGAGUAAACGCAAAAGGCGCUGUCGAGUGGCGGAUAUGACGCGUAAACCCCAUGUACUGUACAUGGAAGCAACCACGGACUUCGAUUAGUGCAGCUAGUCACUCGGCUGGAGUGAUAACGAAAUACAUUGAUUGAACCUUCGUUCGGAGACAUACAUGCUCAAUGACGCGCCGUCUCUAAGAUAUGGAGUAUUAAAAGGAUCUAGGAAAGUGAGUCUUCGGUUGAAUAGUGGAAGCCGCACUGUAAUUGUUGGGGUUGAUUAUAACGUAUCGCUCUGAUCCAGCAAUAUUUCACGCCAUUAUAUGGUGGUGAGACGAAACAUCGAAAAGUCAG
Molecule: messenger RNA, 1650 nt
Organism: Cantharellus anzutake
Lineage: Eukaryota; Fungi; Basidiomycota; Agaricomycetes; Cantharellales; Hydnaceae
Product: Mu homology domain-containing protein
Exons: 11
Coding region: 1-1356 (451 amino acids)
Biological process (GO): endocytosis; intracellular protein transport
Cellular component (GO): clathrin adaptor complex; cytoplasmic vesicle
Source: RefSeq, a predicted model, not a curated record